UGAAGAAAACAUUUGGUUCACAGGGUCUGAACCUGAUGAUCUGUCGACAGACUCAAAGUAUUCUGGUCGUGUGACUCACAGUUGCAUUUGGAAGAAGUGCACUCUGAGAAUCUCAGACUUGAGAGAGAGCGAUUCAGCUGAGUACAAGUUCAGAUUCAUAACAAACCAAGAACGUGGACGUUUUACUGGUUCACCUGGAGUCACUCUGACUGUCUCAGUUCACUGUGUAGAGGUUAAAACAUAUUCAGGAUCAAGCUGGGCAGAGGUGAAGUGUCAGAGCAGUAGUCGUCUAUCUGCUCGUUCCUACGUCUGGUACAAGAAUGGAGUGAACAUGAACAAAGACACUUAUUCAAUUCAACAAUUCUUUGAUUGGGGAGACAGUGUUUCCUGUGCUGUUAAAGGAUCUGAGAAGUUUCCCUCUCCUCCACAAUGUGUCCUUCGUCAAACCUGUAACAAAGUGACUUACACUGACAGAAGCAUCUGUGCCAUCAAAGGUUCAUCAGUGGACAUUUCCUCCACAUACAGUCAUUAUUAUUAUUCUGUUGAGUCAAAGUUCUGGUUCCGUCCUGAUCGUAGUCGUCAGAGGAUGAAUCCCUCACAGCCUGAGGACCUGAGUAAAGACUCCCAGUAUUCAGGUCGUGUUCAGGUCCUUGAACCAGAGACAGGAAGAUCCACUCUGAGAAUCACUAACCUGACAGAGAGUGAUUCAUCUGAGUAUCACUUCAAAUUCGAGACACCACGGUUUGAAUGGAGAAGUGUUUUACUUGGAACAACUCUGACUGUCACAGAUAUUCAGGACAUCCAGGUCAAGAAAAGGGCCAAUGAGCAAAAGCUGGACUGCAUCGUCACUUUCAACAGUUGUCGUCCAUUUGAUCUUUCUUACCUCUGGUACAAAAAUGGAAUCCAGGAGAUCAGAGAAACGUCUGGAAGUUAUGCAGUUUCAUACAACUAUGGAGACAGCUAUUCAUGUGCCUUAAAGGGAUACGAGGAGUUUCACUCUCCUUUAACAUGUUUUUAUGGUCAAACCUGUAACAAAGUGACUUACACUGACAGAAGCAUCUGUGCCAUCAAAGGUUCAUCAGUGGACAUUUCCUGCAUAUACAGUCAUUAUUAUUAUUCUGUUGAGUCAAAGUUCUGGUUCAGUCGUGAUCGUAGUCGUCAGUGGAUGAAUCCCUCACAGCCUGAGGACCUGAGUAAAGACUCCCAGUAUUCAGGUCGUGUUCAGGUCCUUGAACCAGAGACAAGAAGAUCCACUCUGAGAAUCACUAACCUGAGAGAGAGUGAUUCAUCUGAGUAUAACUUCAAAUUCAAGACACCACGGUUUGAAUGGAGAAGUGUUUUACCUGGAACAACUCUGACUGUCACAGCUCUGCAGGUGCAGGUGACCAGAAUAAUAUCAGUCCAUCAGUCUCAAACUGAGGCAGAGCUCAAGUGUCUCAGCAGCUGCAGUCCAGCUGGUUGUCUUUACGUCUGGUUCAAGAACCAACAGAGAAUCAGGACACAGCAAACUUCUACUUUGACAGACAUUUUUUCUCCUGGAGACACUGUCUCCUGUGCUUUCAGUGGACAUGAGGAUUACCGCUCUCCUUCAGUCUGUCCUUCAAAGUUUUCACCUGUAUCAGUGAGUCCAUCUGGUGAGAUAGUGGAGGGUAGUUCAGUGACUCUGACCUGUAGGAAUGAUGCUAAGCCAGCAGCUAAAUACACCUGGUACAAAGGUAACCAACCACUUCCUCUGGGACCAGGAGGUAUUUAUCAUUUCACCUCCAUCAGCUCUGAGGACAGAGGGAUCUACUACUGCAAGUCUGAGGAUCAACAGUCUGUGUCUGUAUUCAUAGACGUCCAGUAUCUCUACAUUGAAGAUGGGUGUAAGCAGCAUGUGGUGAAGUGUGAGAGCUGA
Messenger RNA from Mugil cephalus (flathead mullet), 1897 nucleotides. RefSeq lists its product as uncharacterized. The record is from RefSeq and is a predicted model, not a curated record. The coding region runs from base 332 to 1897 and encodes 521 amino acids. Lineage: Eukaryota; Metazoa; Chordata; Actinopteri; Mugiliformes; Mugilidae. The transcript is spliced from 8 exons.